CACUCAGGCUAGGUUUUUUUUUGUUUUGUUUUUUACAUAUUUCUAUAAAUCACUCUGUUGUACUGUUUUAUAUUCAGCUUCAACCCCUCCUAUUAACACUGUCACCUCUAAUGCUCAUAACGCAUUGUUCUCCCAAAAAUUCUAUAAAGAUUUGAAUUCAGCUCAAUUUUUUAAAAAUGCUUUUAAAAAAACAAAGCUGAAAAUCCAUCAACGCAGUUUAACACAGUUUAUAGAAUCAUCAUCUGCAAGAAAUCACAUCAAAGAUGUUAAACUUGUUAAGAUAAUUAGAAGAAUUCUUAACACUCACAGCAGCGUUUUUUUACCACAUAUGUUAUGAUCACAUAACACACCCGCAGGAAAGACGUAGUUUCAGUUUUUGAUAUCACCUAUAUUUUUUACCAAGUUUUAAACCUAAUGGAGAGAGUUUUACCCUUUUAAAAGCUUUCACACAAAUAUUUUUAACCACAAACACGUGAUACUUUACAGGAGAAAGAUUUUCCUACCUGAGAGUCCCAGCAGAGCAAACUCUUCUCCUGGUGGGUCCAAAUCAGAGUCACCAGACAGUAGGAGUGCAUUUUGGUUCUCCUGGUCCAUGUGUUUCCUUCUGCCAGAUCUUUACCUGCCUGCUGAACUGCACUUUGCCUGCAGCCUGCAGCCAAACUCGCUGUCAUCAGCUGAUUUAAAGGGUUUUUCUGCCCUGUUCUGUGUCUGCACGGCAGGGUUUUUUGUUUUUUAUAUGAAGGGGAAAGUGUGCAGCAGCCUGCAUGGCCGGAGCCUCCUGCAUGCUUUCUGACAACCUGGGAUUUUAUGCAUCAUGCUUUUAAUAAGCGCCGACAACACAGCCGAGAAGCCUCUCCACACUUAACCCCCUCCACCUCCAACACACACACACACACACCUCUUUAGGCUGCCUGAGCCCUGGAUUUACGGGCUUAGUAUUAAGAAAAUACUCCUGCAAUUUGGGAUUAGACCCCAAAAACCGCUCACAUCAACAAAGACUGUGUCCAUUUGAUAUCUUGAUACUAGUGAUCAAUCACUGGCUUUGUUGCCAUCGGCCACAACCAAUUUCGGAGAACACACAGAGGAAAUGAGAUCCAUAUUCAUUUCCUCUCAAAACAACCUGCCAGCUGUUUUUCUUUUGAUUUUAUUAGUAUUUUCCUGCCUCAGAGGGACCAUGAGGUUACAUUUCUCAGCAGGAGCCGACAUUAACACCGGGGACCUGAGCACCUCAGCACCGGGAGAUCUGCCCCCCUUUUCUGCCCGUCCUGUAGACUCCGGUCUCCCGUCCGUGCUUCUAGCAUGAUGUCUUAUCUCAAACAGGCCCCGUACGGGAUGAACGGACUGGGCCUGAGCGGAGCUGCUAUGGACCUGCUGCACCCAUCUGUAGGCUACCCCGGUAACCCGCGGAAGCAGCGCCGGGAGCGGACCACCUUCACCCGGACGCAGUUGGACAUUCUGGAGUCGCUGUUCGCCAAGACGCGCUACCCGGACAUCUUCAUGAGGGAGGAGGUGGCGCUGAAAAUCAACCUGCCGGAGUCCCGAGUGCAGGUCUGGUUUAAGAACAGGCGAGCCAAGUGUCGGCAGCAGCAGCAGAGCAGCAACAGCGCCAAGGUGAAACCAAUGAAGAAGAAGUCCUCUCCGACGAGAGAGAGCACCGGUUCAGAGAGCAGCGGCCAGUUCACCCCGCCGGCGGUGUCCAGCUCCUCCUCCUCCACCUCCUCCUCUACCUCCUCUUCCUCCACCUCCUCUGGUCUCGGCGGUCCUGGUCUGAUCAGCACAUCUACCUCCAUCACCGCCCCGGUGUCGUCUAUCUGGAGCCCGGCGCCCAUCUCCCCGGCCCCGGCGCCGGCCACGCUACCCGACCCUGCUGCCCCCACCAGUGCCUCCUGCAUGCAGCGCUCUGUGUCGUCCUCUGCUUCUGGAGGAACGCCCUCCUACCCGGUGUCUUACGGCCAAACGGCGGCGGCGUACAGUCAGGGUUACCCGGCCUCUGCAUCAGGCUCUUACUUCGGUGGCGUGGAGUGCAGCUCGUACCUGGCGCCCAUGCACUCCCACCACCACCCGCACCACCCACACCAGCUCAGCCCUAUGACUGGCAGCUCCAUGUCGGGACACCCGCAACACCACAUCGCCCAGACAUCAGGGCACCACCACCAUCACCACCACCCGUCACACCACCACCAGGCGUACAGUGCGCCAGGCCUCACCUUCAACUCCACAGAUUGUCUGGAUUACAAAGAGCAGACGGCGGCUUCGGCCUGGAAACUCAACUUCAACACCGCCGACUGUUUGGACUACAAAGACCAGGCCUCGUGGCGUUUCCAAGUGCUGUGACUUGUGUGUCGUCUUCUCUGCUUACAAAGAAAUAUUCUUUUGUUGUUGGUGGUUUAUUUUUGCAGAUCCUUUAAACUAAUAGUAGAGACAUUUAAAGAAAAAAAAGUUUAUUUGUGAGCAAACUGAAAAGUUGCACAGAGACCUGAAGCCUGAGCAGCAGGCCUCGGGUUCAGCUCUGUCGCCGUCAGCGGGUCAUCUCGUCCAGGAUUAUUUUUCUACUCCAGAACUCGAGAGAAACUGACCCAGUCACAACUUUUGAAGGCCUUGAACAGUACAGUUUCAGUGGAAUCUGCAAGAUUGUGCAGUCUUGGGAUCUUCUCAGUCAGUUAACUCCAACUUGAUUGGAAUUAAUCUUCAAAAAAAAAAAAUCAGCGUUGACAGAAAUAACAUGAAAAAAAUCAUAAAUUAGACUCUUGAGUGGACUUUUCCUAAAAAUCAUUUUCAAAAUCACAAUGCUGCUAUGAUUUUCAGGUUGCUGAUGUUCAUUUCUAUCUGAUUUUGAAUCUUGUUCAGAAACUCGUCGUCCGGCCUGUUGGUGUUGCAGCACUUGUUUAUAAGGUGAAAGAUUUUUUGCUAUUUGUUCUUUGCAGAGGAAAGAAAAUAAAAAAAAUGUGAAUUAGACACGCAAUGUCAGUAUUCCAUUGAAAUUUGAAAGAUGUACAUUCGUGUCUUUAUAAUAAAGUCUUGUUAAAACACGA
Molecule: messenger RNA, 3032 nt
Organism: Micropterus dolomieu (smallmouth bass)
Lineage: Eukaryota; Metazoa; Chordata; Actinopteri; Centrarchiformes; Centrarchidae
Product: homeobox protein OTX1 B-like
Exons: 4
Coding region: 1300-2334 (344 amino acids)
Biological process (GO): regulation of transcription by RNA polymerase II; multicellular organism development
Cellular component (GO): nucleus
Molecular function (GO): DNA-binding transcription factor activity, RNA polymerase II-specific; RNA polymerase II cis-regulatory region sequence-specific DNA binding
Source: RefSeq, a predicted model, not a curated record